Messenger RNA from Kogia breviceps (pygmy sperm whale), 2389 nucleotides. Lineage: Eukaryota; Metazoa; Chordata; Mammalia; Artiodactyla; Physeteridae. The record is from RefSeq and is a predicted model, not a curated record.
CAGUCAAAAAGUGUAAACUUCUAGUUACAAGAUAAGUCCUGAGGAUGUAAUGUAUAGCGUGAUGACAAUAGUUAACAACAACCAAAAAGUACUAUUUUUAUCAUAGUAGAUGGUCCUCUACCUUCCGUGCCUCCUCCUGACAGCAAACUGAUAGUAUCGGGCUCUCCCUGGGGAAGCAGGUGUAAGAACAGGGAAAGGGAGGAAGGGUCCUGCACAGCCCUGGGAUGAUCAUACAUCCCACAAGAGAGAAAAAGGCCAAAAAUAUGAACAUAGGAGGUCAAGUCAGAAGAACAUGGAGAGACAACUGUGCUUCCAGAGUCCAGAGACCCAGAGAGGUCAUUUCCUUCCAUCCAUCCCUCCUCCCACCCACCUGCUCAGAGACAAGCUCUACAAUGAGACUGUGGCAAAGGCCUUCCUGCAGUUUUAUGAGCAUAGUGCCCAAAUUGUGUGGAACCAGUUCAUGGAGGCCACCUGGAACUAUGUCACCAACAUCACCAAGAAAAAUCGUGAGGAGAUGCUGGACAAGGAUGUGGAGAGGUCCCAGCACACGCUGUACUUUGGCACGUGGGCCCUCCUGUUUAAGAUCGCCAACUUCCAGGACCCAGCCGUGAAGCGCAUGCUGAGUAAGCUGCAGAACUUGGACGGGGCGGCCCUGCCCAAGGAGGAGCUCCGGGAGUACAACCAGAUUGUGGCCCACAUGGAGACCAUGUACAGCAUGGCCCAAGUGUGCCUGAAUGAGGGGCCCUGCCUGACCCUGGAGCCAGACCUCCAGGAAGUCACGGCCACCUCACGGGACCAGAAGGAGCUGCUGUGGGCCUGGCAGGGCUGGCGGGAUGCUAUGGGUCACCCUCCGCAGCACCUUCGAGUGCUAAGUGCAGCUGCGAAGCUCAACGGUUACAAAGACAUGGGGGCCUUAUGGCGGUCCAUGUACGAGUCCGACACGCUGGAAGAAGACCUGGAGCAGCUCUUCCAGGAGCUGCGGCCGCUCUACCUGAACCUGCAUGCCUAUGUGUGCCGGGCCCUGUAUCGCUUCUACGGGCCUGAGCUCAUCGAUCCGAGGGGACCCAUCCCUGCCCACGUUCUGGGCAACAUGUGGGCUCAGUCCUAGGUCAACAUCUUAGACCUGGUCCUGCCCUUCCCGGGGAAGCCCCCUGAGGACAUCACGAAGAUCAUGCGAGGCCAGCAGUGGAAGUCUGAGAAAAUGUUCCAAGAGGCUGAAAAAUUCGUCACCUCCCUGGGGCUGCUUUCCACCCCUCCUGAGUUCUGGAAAAAUUCCAUGAUGGAAAGGCCAACGGACGGGCGGGAGGUGGAGUGCCACGCAUCCGCCUGGGACUUCUAGGAUGGGAAGGACUUUAGGAUAAAGAAGUGCACCAAAGUGACCACAGAAGACCUGCUCUCCAUCUUCCACCAGAUGGGCCAUAUCCAGUACUUCCUGCAGUACAAGAACCUCUCUGUGAUCUUCCGCGCAGGCGCCAACCCAGCCUUUGAAGAGGCCUUGGGGUCGGUGAUCACCCUCUCGGCCUCCUCCCAUAAACACCUGCUCGACAGAGGCCUGCGCAGCCACCAGCACCAGGACGAAGAAGAGGAGGUCAGUUUCCUGAUGAACGUUGCCCUGGAGAGGAUCGCCUUCAUCCCCUUCGCCUACCUGAUGGACCUGUUUCGCUGGAAGGUCUUUGACGGCACCAUCGAGAACGCCAUGUACAACCAGGAGUGGUGGAACCUCAGGUGCUGCCUCAGCUUCGUGCUCCAGUUCCAGGUCCAUGAAGCACUCUGCAAGGCCUCAGGCCACGUGAGGCCCCUGCACCGGUGCGACAUCUAUAACUCCAAGCCAGCUGGGAAGCUCCUGGAGGAUGUCCUAAAGCUGGGCUCGAGCAAGCCCUGGCCAGAGGUCCUGCAGAAGAUAACCGGGGAGACCAAGGUGUCUACAAAGGCCCUCAUGACCUACUUCAAGCCCCUGCUGAACUGGCUGGUCACCGAGAAUGUGCGGCGUGGGGAGAUCCGGGGCUGGCCAGACUUCAGCUGUUCCUUUGAAGGUUUGGCAAGGCCCUCAGCUUUGGCUUGGAAGUUCCGCCUGCUUGGCAAGAUUCCUGUGUCUUCCACAGAGAAAGAAACAGACAGGGUGGCAUUCCUGGGUCUGGAGCUGGACCCUGCCCAGGCCAAAUCUAGGCAGUGGGUGUUGCUGGCCCUGAGCUUUGUCAUGUUACUGGUGGUCCUGCUGCUGGCCUACAGGCUGUACAUCCUGGAAAAAAGCUCACUGGCCCAAGACACCAGUGCACGGGACACCAGUGCACUCAAGUCACCACCCAAAGCCUACUUACUAGGCAUAGCCAUGGAGCCCCACCAAGGUGUCAAAAACAGUGGCUGCUGCUGGGCCUCUGCCUCAUCGUGA